AUGAUUUGGGAGAACUGUUGCACCUACCCACCAUUCAAAGAGUUGACCAGCUCCAUCAAGCUAAACAACUUUACCAAAGUCAUCAAAGGUUGGAGUAACAAUCCAAUGCAUUACAUGCUUGCAAUUACCACUCUCUUUGGUUCAAUAGGUUUCUUAGUUGAACAAAAAGCUUUAAAGAAUGAAUUUACUUAUCCAAAUUCAACACAUUUGGUAUUCUCAGAGAUUGACAAUAAUCAAUCGUAUUCCCCACAACAGCCAUCAACACCGAUUCAACCGGAUCAACAAAUCGACGUACCAGAGUUGUCCAACAAGAAAAAGAAACUCAAGAAAUCAAAGAGUAUCGAUCAAGCAGAGAGAGUCCCAUCGAUGUCACCAAUCUCUAUAAAACAAACUUCCUCCUCCAACAAUAACAAUAACAAUAGUUAUCUCUCACCAAGUUCAUCAUUUUCAGCAUCCGACGAUCUCGCUUCCGAUAGUGAGAUGAAUUUGUCAAUCGAUUCUUCUUCAAAUUCCAACAAAUCAUCAAAGGACGACAAUAACCACAAUAACAAAAUCUCGAGUAUCGAUUCAAUCAGCUCAAUGAUUGACAAGGCAAUUAAAUCAUCUGUCACCAACAACAUCAACAACACCGCCAACAAAAAACCAAUUUCAUCAUCGACAAUCAACACACUUCCAAACAACAUCAACUUUACACCAAAGAAACAAUCCAAUUCCAGAUCGAGGUCAGCUUCACUUAACUACACCAAUUCAUACAAUAUUUUCAACUCCAAAAACAACAACAAUUCCAACAACACUGUCAACUCCAAUGUUGCCAACAGUAGUAAACCAAUUAGAAGUACAUUACAUCUUUCGUCAGAUUCUGUUCCAGUGACUGCAGGCUACAUUACACCAACAACCGUAUCGGAAAUGAAUGCAGUCUCAGCAGUGCCAGUUGAUAUUGCCAACGAUGGAAGUUCUCUCGAUGUCCUCGCAAUGACCGCAUUCCAAUUCGAAGGUUUGGAUGAAGCUUCCAAGGAAAACAAUAACAUCAGCAGCAACAACAACAACAACACUUCCAUUUCCAGCAGCAAUGAAAACAACCGUUUCGACAACAAUUGCUCCAACGAAGAAGAAAUGGUACCAAAAACCAAAGAAAACAAUAAGAGUUUUCUCAGUAGAAAGAGAAGAUACUCAACCGAGCUCGAAGAGAAACAAGAUGCAACAAUGAAUAUUAAUAAUAUCCUUUGUUCUUAG
Heterostelium album PN500 is the source of this 1233-nucleotide messenger RNA. RefSeq lists its product as uncharacterized. The coding region runs from base 1 to 1233 and encodes 410 amino acids. Lineage: Eukaryota; Evosea; Eumycetozoa; Acytosteliales; Acytosteliaceae. The transcript has 2 exons. The record is from RefSeq and is a predicted model, not a curated record.